ACGUCAGAACAAGAGACUAAAGGUCUUCCCAGCAAAAAGGGAAUUGUGCAAUCUAUAGUGGGUCAAGGCUACCACCGUAAGAUAGUCCUAGCAUCCCAGUCAAUACAGAAUGUCCUUUAUAAUGAUGGGCAGUCCUCAGCAAUACCUGUAGCCAGUAUGGAAUUUGCAGCGAUUUGUCUAAGAAAUGCCUUGCUUCUACUGCCAGAAGAUCAGCAGGAGCCAAAGCAGGAAAAUGGAUCUAAAACCAGUAAUCAGCUGGGGGGAAAUACAGAAAACAGUGAAAGCAGUGAAGCAUGCAGCAAUAAAAGUCAUGAAGGAGAUAAAUUCAUUGCAGCUCCACCUUCUUCGCCUUUGAAGAAACAGGAAUUAGAAAAUUUAAGGUGCUCAAUACUUGCGUGUAGUGCUUACGUGGCUCUGGCUUUGGGUGAUAACCUUAUGGCAUUGAAUCACGCAGAUAAACUUCUUCAGCAACCAAAGCUGUCAGGGUCUCUUAAGUUUCUUGGGCAUUUGUAUGCAGCAGAAGCUCUCAUCUCUCUAGACAGAAUAUCUGAUGCCAUCACUCACUUGAACCCUGAGAAUGUCACUGAUGUUUCCCUCGGGAUUUCUUCAAAUGAGCAGGAUCAAGGGUCUGACAAAGGAGAGAAUGAGGCGAUGGAAUCUUCUGGCAAGCAGACCCCCCAGUGUUACCCCAGUUCGGUCACAUCUGCGCGAACAAUGAUGUUGUUUAACCUUGGAAGUGCUUACUGUUUGAGGAGUGAAUACGACAAAGCUCGAAAGUGUCUCCAUCAGGCUGCUUCGCUGAUCCACCCCAAAGAGAUCCCUCCAGAGGCUAUUUUGCUGGCUGUAUAUCUGGAAUUACAGAAUGGUAACACACAGCUGGCACUGCAGAUCAUCAAGAGAAACCAGCUUCUCCCUUCUGUGAAGACGCUCUCUGACAUGCGGAAGAAGCCUGUGUUUCAGCCAGUCCACUCGCUCCAGCCCAUUCAGAUGCCAGCUUUCACCACUGUUCAGAGGAAGUGAGGGCGUUACCUGCUGCUGCCCUGCCCACCAGGGCUGGGGAUUUUGUAUAUUUUUUUUAACCUAGGACAGACACCUGCAUUGCUGGAGUGUGUUCAUUUAUGUAAAUUUUUAAUAAAACAUAUAAAC
Molecule: messenger RNA, 1146 nt
Organism: Antrostomus carolinensis (chuck-will's-widow)
Lineage: Eukaryota; Metazoa; Chordata; Aves; Caprimulgiformes; Caprimulgidae
Gene: CNOT10
Product: CCR4-NOT transcription complex subunit 10
Exons: 9
Biological process (GO): mRNA catabolic process; negative regulation of translation
Cellular component (GO): CCR4-NOT complex
Molecular function (GO): protein binding
Source: RefSeq, a predicted model, not a curated record